AUGACGACCCGGGACUUUGACGUGUCGGGAGACCCGUCCACCGAUCCCACCGCUGCCGCAGCCUGGCUCUCCGCACAACGACGACGACCCAUCCGAGCCCCACACAAAACCGUCCUCUACGGCGAAUUGCUCAUCACCUCGGGCUCGCUCUCCUCCCUCACCUCGGAAGACCUCUGGUCGACGCUCGAACAGGUCGCCAUCUCCGCCAUCGAGGUCUCCCGGUUCGAUCUCGCCGAAUCGUGCAUCUCGCGUCUCACCUCGCGCUUUCCCAACUCGGCACGCGUCGUCUGCCUCCAAGGCAUGCUCCUCGAAGGCCAAUCCAAAUCCGUCCAAGCCAUCCAACUCUACGAAUCCGCCCUCGAUAGCGAUCCUACUUCCCUCGUUCUUUCGCGCAGAAGGAUCGCUGCGAUCAAAUCCACCGGUGAUACAAAACAAACCUUGCAAGCUCUCAACUCUCACCUGGACAUCUUCUACAACGAUCCGGAAGCAUGGCAGGAACUAGCCGAAGUGUAUGCUGGCCAAGGGUUGUACGCUCAAAGCGCAUUUGCGUUGGAAGAGCUGCUCUUGCAGGUUCCUCAGAAUGGAUUUUUCCAGCUGAAGUAUGCAGAGACGUUGUAUACGGGGGGUGAGUUGGGGAAGGCGUACAAAGCGUACCUUAGGGUAUUGGAGAUGUGUCAGAGCGAUGGAGGUGGGGAGGGAGGGCCUUGGUUGCGCGCCUUGUGGGGGACAAAGAUGGUCACGACAGCGUUGAUCGCAUCACCACCAAGAUCAAGCGCGACAGAAGAUUCGAUCGACCUUGCAAAAGUCAAGCAGAUCGACCAACUCGUCACCAACCUUCUUCUCAACAAGGUGUACACUCCGCAGAAAGUGGCCGAGAAGCAUCUACGGGAUACGGCGAGGACCGUGCUCGCUGCUUGA
This is a messenger RNA of Pseudozyma hubeiensis SY62, 918 nucleotides long. RefSeq lists its product as hypothetical. The transcript has a single exon. Gene Ontology annotation, biological process: protein folding in endoplasmic reticulum. The record is from RefSeq and is a predicted model, not a curated record. The coding region runs from base 1 to 918 and encodes 305 amino acids. Gene Ontology annotation, cellular component: EMC complex. Gene Ontology annotation, molecular function: protein binding. NCBI's taxonomy places the organism in Eukaryota, Fungi, Basidiomycota, Ustilaginomycetes, Ustilaginales, Ustilaginaceae.